AAAAAAACAGGAAUAACAUAAUACCGGUCUAAUACCAUAGCUAUUUACUUAUAAUAUUAUUAUUUGAUUUCUAUGCCUAGUGCAAAGAACUUGAAAACCGUUGGGGUGCAUUGAAAAGGACGAUCUUGCAAAGAUGAGCGACUAUCAAGAUUCCAGCGACGACGAUGAAUUCGAUCAAAACUCCCCCGAAUUCAAACCCUCCUUCAUUCUAAUAGCCAUCGAUACCCAUCCCGUAAUGUUCGCAGAACUCACCGACGAACAAGGAAACAUUUCCACCCCAUUCCGAGAAGCCAUCAAAGCCUGCUACGCCUUAGCCGAUUUUCUAUUAACAAGCGAAUCCAGCAAAAGCUACAACCCCUUUUGCGUGGUAAUCAAAGGACUUUCAUCGGUUGUCGUACCGUUCGAAAAUAACAUACUCGAAACGGUCCAAUCCCUGCAGGAAAUCCUGAAUUUACCGAUCGACCAAUUGCAGGAGCGCUACGAGACGAAAGGGAGCACCAAACUGAGCGAGACGCUGUUGGUUUGCAGGAAAUCCUUUCAAAGCAAACGGGAUUAUUCCACGAGGAGAUUUCUGUUUAUCACGAACGAUGAUUGUCCGGUUACGGAGGGUCCGGAGAAAUUCGCCUGUUCCAACGAAAUCCGAGCGUGCCGUGGAAACGACAUAACCUUCCAGGUGGUACCGAUGGUGGAAUCGUUUCGAUUCGAAACGUUUUACAACGAAUUGUACGAGGCCGGGGAAAUGGGGACGGUCAAAGAGGAGAUAUGCUUGGAUAGCGAAGGUUUGAUGCAGAAAUUGUCCCGAUUGGUUUCGUUGAAGUUGUCGGAGAGGAAGGUGAAUUUCUAUCCGUUCAAAGGGGAUUACGAGAGGUUUUUCAUGUGCAAACGGAUGAGUUUGUUUAGAAAGGUCAAUUUUAAUCAGAAAUCGUACACGAAAAGCGGCCAGCAAGUGCUCUAUUUAGAAGUCGAAGGAGAAUCGCCCGAGUAUUAUUAUGUUAAACAUUCAGGAAGCAAUCUGCUGUUAGGUGAUUAUACGAAGGAACACUUCAAAGUCGACAAAAACUGUUUAUUAGAUAUGAGCUUUUCGAAAGGAUUAACUUUGAUGUUUGUGGCUGAUGUCCAAGCGGAAGGAGGCGUUACAGUAAAUAAACCGACGUUACUGAAAUCCGACGUGAAUUGCGGUAAAAAGGAGUUAUUUAAGAGAUUCUGGGAGUUUUGCGUGGAAAAAGAGAAAGUUUUGAUAUCUUUGAAUAAAAAUAAAGAAGUGGAUAAGUUGCGUUAUGUACAAAUGAUGCCGGUCUUGAUUAACGACGAACCGAUGUUUUUGGAAACCCGAUUGCCUUUUACCAACGAAUUCAUUCCCUGUCCAACGUUCGACUACCCAGAAGAAGAAGAUGAUGAUGAAAGUAAUAAACAUAGAAAAGAAAUCGUUAAGGAAUUUAUCGAUCGUUAUACCUGCGAUUUUUCCACAGACAUGCUAAUCGAUGUCGUUGUAGAAAACAAGAUAGCUCACGUAAAAGCUAAACUGUUGGAUACGAAACUGGAAAAAGUCGUUCUGCCCGAUUCCAGAGAAUCGGCGACCGGAAAACUGGAAGAUGUGAUUAAGGCGAUAAAUGAUCGAUUUACUCUAAACGAUAAAAGAAAACGAGUAACGGGUAACCAAUCGAAAGAUGGCCGAAAACAGAAGAAAGUUUCCUAAAAAAUAAUUAAAAUUUGC
This is a messenger RNA of Phyllotreta striolata, 1714 nucleotides long. The record is from the annotation of a GenBank genome assembly. NCBI's taxonomy places the organism in Eukaryota, Metazoa, Arthropoda, Insecta, Coleoptera, Chrysomelidae.